This is a messenger RNA of Vitis riparia (riverbank grape), 2242 nucleotides long. RefSeq names its product ankyrin repeat-containing protein ITN1-like. Gene Ontology annotation, cellular component: plasma membrane. The record is from RefSeq and is a predicted model, not a curated record. Gene Ontology annotation, molecular function: protein phosphatase regulator activity; protein phosphatase 1 binding. The transcript has 5 exons. The coding region runs from base 88 to 2112 and encodes 674 amino acids. NCBI's taxonomy places the organism in Eukaryota, Viridiplantae, Streptophyta, Magnoliopsida, Vitales, Vitaceae.
UCUGUACACCAUUUGAUGUGGACUGGUCUAUUCUUUUAGUAAUACAUAUGUAGACUGCAAAGAAGGAGAUUCCUAGCAAGCAUCCCCAUGGAUUCUGAUUUCCCUUGUCAAAACAUGGAUACUGAUCUUUACAUAGCUGCUAAAACUGGGGAUACGGACUACUUGCAGAAGCCACAUGGCCUCCAGAGUAUUCGCUGCCAAGCCACAUCCCAGAAACGCAAUGUUCUUCACAUUGCUGCUAAUUUCAAGCGCAUGGGCUUUGCUGAAGCUCUUGUUGAGAAGUUUCCAGAGCUUCUGACUAGAGCUGACUUCAAAGGCGACACUCCGCUGCAUAUCGCCUCGAGAACUGGCUGUAGUGACAUUGUUGUGUGCUUUCUUAAAAGUAAAAAUGCCGAGCAAGCACUGGAAAUGAAGAAUGAGAGGGCUGAUACGGCACUGCAUGUGGCUGUGAGGAAUGGUCAUCUUGAGGUGGUGAAACCGUUGGUUCAAGAAAAUUCUAAGUUGAUGGAUUUGGUUAAUAAUCAUAAAGAGUCCCCCUUGUAUUUGGCUGUGGAAAGGGGGUUUUUCAAGAUUGCUAACUUUCUGUUGGAAGAAAAAAGUUCUGUUUGUUCCUGUGAGGGCACGAAAGGGAUGACCGCUUUACAUGCAGCUGUGAUUCGUACCCAUAAAGGUCCUGAGCUGGGUAAACCCAUACCCGAGCUGUCUGUAAAUGGACUUGGACUGCAUCUACGAGGAGUAUGGUUUCCAGGAACACAAUCCAAUGUUGCAGGCCAAGAAGUUCCAGAAUUAUCUCUAGAAAAACUUCGCCGUGUGGUUACAAACUUUUUCUUUAGGGUACGAGGACACUUCAAAGGAAAACAAUUGAAUGAUGAAAUUGAUAUUAUGGAAGUACUAUUUAAAAUGAAGAAGGAUGUGAUAAAAAAGGCAGAUGAAUUUGGGUGGACCCCUCUUCACUAUGCUGCCCACUUGGGUCACCUCGAAGCAACUGAGAAGUUACUGAAGUAUGACAAAUCUGUUGCUGGCUUAUUGGAUGUAGAACACAGUUGUGCUCUCCACAUUGCAGCCAAAGAGGGCCACACUAAUGUAAUGGAACAGAUUAUCACAUGUCUUCCAGAUGUUUAUGAUUUGAUUGACAACAAAGGCCGCACAAUUCUUCAUGUUGCAGCUCAAUAUGGAAACGCUAGAGUCGUUAAGUAUAUCCUGAAGAAGCCAAACUUGGAAAGUAUCAUAAAUGAGCCAGAUAAGGAAGGUAACACACCACUUCAUCUAGCUGCCAUUUAUGGACAUUACGGGGUUGUGAUUAUGUUGGCUGCAGACGAUAGAGUGGACAAAAGGGCAAUGAACAAUGAGUAUUUGAAGACUAUUGACAUUGUCCAGUCAAAUAUGGAUAUUGGAGAAAUAAUCAAGUAUUGGAUCAUGAGGAAGUUGGAGCAUGCUGGUGGUCGACAAAGUUUACACCGGUUGGUCAUUAGAGAAAAUGCAUAUAUGCAAAAUGGUGACAAUGAAGGAUACCAGGAAAAUGCAAAUAUGCGGAUUGAUAACAAUGGACAUCAAAAGAGCAGUGAUGGCAUAUAUCGUAGUGCUAGCGAGACCAGUACUCAGAGCAGUGAUGGCGCGUCUCGUACUGCUAGCAAUAUGAGUAUACUUCUUGAUAGGAACAGAGAAAUCAUGAAAGAAAAGCAACUUCGAUCUCAUCGUCUCAAGGACAUUUCCAACACCCAUUUAUUGGUCGCGACGCUCAUAGCAACUGUCACUUUUGCAGCAGGCUUUACUCUACCUGGUGGGUACAAUGAUGAAGGCCCCGACAAAGGUAAAGCAGUUCUCUCAACAAAGAUAGCCUUCAAGGCUUUCUUGUUGUCAGAUGGUAUAGCUUUCUAUUGCUCAACUGCAGCAGUGUUUCUCCACUUUUUUGCUUCACUGGAACGAAGCUAUCAUCUGCUUCUACGUUUCAUAAAAUUUUCAGCCAUACUCACAUACGUUUCUAUCCUAGGAAUGGUGAUAGCAUUUACUUCUGGCAUUUAUUUGGUGCUACCCAGUUCCUCAGAGCUUUCAACCUCUGCAUUUGUGCUUGGGUGUCUGUUCCUGACCUUUUACAUCUUUGGGGUUCUGUAGAAGUGGCUGUGUAGGAUUCACCUCUGAGUUAUGUACUCUUCUGUCUUAAUGAAUUCAGUCUGUUAAAAAGACAUGUAAAAUAAUAUUGAUGUAUGGGAAUUUGAUUUGUGCAUGGCUUGUUAAUUUGGAA